This is a messenger RNA of Marmota monax (woodchuck), 7181 nucleotides long. RefSeq names its product hyperpolarization activated cyclic nucleotide gated potassium channel 1 (gene Hcn1). The transcript has 8 exons. Gene Ontology annotation, cellular component: membrane. Gene Ontology annotation, molecular function: voltage-gated potassium channel activity. The coding region runs from base 118 to 2784 and encodes 888 amino acids. Gene Ontology annotation, biological process: transmembrane transport; potassium ion transport. The record is from RefSeq and is a predicted model, not a curated record. Lineage: Eukaryota; Metazoa; Chordata; Mammalia; Rodentia; Sciuridae.
CGGGCAGCCGAGUUUACCGGCAGCCGGCUUGGGCCCCUGCCCCUCGGCUUCGUGCCUCGGGCGCCGGGCGGCCGGCGAGUCUGGAGUCCGCGCAGUCUCCUGCCGCGUCCUCCGGGCAUGGAAGGAGGCGGCAAGCCCAACUCCUCGUCUAACAGCCGGGACGAUGGCAACAGCGUCUUCCCCUCCAAGGCGCCCGCGACGGGCGCGGGGCCCGCCGUGGCCGACAAGCGCCUGGCCACCCCGCCUGGGGGUGGAGGGGCCGGCUCGAAGGAGCACGGCAACUCCGUGUGCUUCAAGGUGGACGGCGGCGGCGGAGGCGAGGAGCCGGCGGGGAGCUUCGAGGACGCCGAGGGACCUCGUCGGCAGUAUGGCUUCAUGCAGAGGCAGUUCACCUCCAUGCUGCAGCCUGGGGUCAACAAAUUCUCCCUCCGAAUGUUUGGCAGCCAGAAGGCGGUGGAGAAGGAGCAGGAAAGGGUUAAAACUGCAGGCUUCUGGAUUAUCCACCCUUACAGUGAUUUCAGGUUUUAUUGGGAUUUAAUAAUGCUUAUCAUGAUGGUUGGAAAUCUGGUCAUCAUACCAGUUGGAAUCACAUUCUUUACAGAGCAAACAACAACACCAUGGAUUAUUUUCAAUGUGGCAUCAGAUACCAUUUUCCUGUUGGACUUGAUCAUGAAUUUUAGGACUGGGACUGUCAAUGAAGACAGUUCUGAAAUCAUCCUGGACCCUAAAGUGAUCAAGAUGAAUUAUUUAAAAAGCUGGUUUGUGGUUGACUUCAUCUCAUCAAUCCCAGUGGAUUAUAUCUUCCUUAUUGUAGAAAAAGGGAUGGAUUCAGAAGUUUACAAGACAGCCAGGGCACUGCGCAUUGUGAGGUUUACAAAAAUUCUCAGUCUCUUGCGCUUAUUGCGACUUUCAAGGUUAAUUAGAUACAUACAUCAGUGGGAAGAGAUAUUCCACAUGACAUAUGAUCUCGCCAGUGCAGUGGUGAGAAUAUUUAAUCUCAUCGGCAUGAUGCUGCUCUUGUGUCACUGGGAUGGCUGUCUUCAAUUCUUGGUACCACUUCUUCAGGAUUUCCCACCAGAUUGUUGGGUGUCUCUAAAUAAAAUGGUUAAUGAUUCUUGGGGAAAACAGUAUUCAUAUGCACUCUUCAAAGCUAUGAGCCACAUGCUAUGCAUUGGGUAUGGAGCCCAAGCCCCAGUCAGCAUGUCAGACCUCUGGAUCACCAUGCUGAGCAUGAUUGUAGGGGCCACCUGUUACGCCAUGUUUGUUGGUCAUGCCACGGCAUUAAUCCAGUCUUUGGAUUCUUCAAGGAGGCAGUAUCAAGAGAAGUAUAAGCAAGUGGAACAAUACAUGUCCUUCCAUAAAUUACCAGCAGAUAUGCGUCAGAAGAUACAUGAUUACUAUGAACACAGAUACCAAGGCAAAAUCUUUGAUGAAGAAAAUAUUCUCAAUGAACUUAAUGAUCCUCUGAGAGAGGAGAUAGUCAACUUCAACUGUCGAAAACUGGUGGCUACCAUGCCUCUUUUUGCCAAUGCGGAUCCUAAUUUCGUGACUGCCAUGCUGAGCAAGUUGAGAUUUGAAGUGUUUCAACCAGGAGAUUAUAUCAUACGAGAAGGCGCCGUGGGUAAAAAAAUGUAUUUCAUUCAACAUGGUGUCGCUGGUGUCAUCACAAAAUCCAGUAAAGAAAUGAAGCUGACAGAUGGCUCUUACUUCGGAGAGAUUUGCUUGCUGACUAAGGGACGACGCACUGCCAGUGUUCGAGCUGAUACAUAUUGUCGUCUCUAUUCCCUUUCGGUGGACAAUUUCAAUGAGGUCCUGGAGGAAUAUCCAAUGAUGAGAAGAGCCUUUGAGACAGUGGCCAUUGACCGACUAGAUCGGAUAGGCAAGAAAAACUCCAUUCUUCUACAAAAGUUCCAGAAGGAUCUGAACACUGGUGUUUUCAACAAUCAGGAGAAUGAGAUCCUGAAGCAGAUUGUGAAACAUGACAGAGAGAUGGUGCAGGCAAUCGCUCCAAUCAAUUAUCCUCAAAUGACAGCCCUGAAUUCGACAUCUUCCACCACUACCCCAACAUCGCGCAUGAGGACACAAUCUCCACCGGUGUACACAGCGACUAGCCUGUCUCACAGCAACCUGCAUUCCUCGAGUCCCAGCACACAGACACCCCAACCAUCGGCCAUUCUCUCACCAUGCUCCUACACCACUGCGGUCUGCAGCCCUCCUGUACAGAGCCCGCUGACCACGCGAACUUUCCACUAUGCCUCCCCCACUGCUUCCCAGUUGUCACUCAUGCAGCAGCAGCAACAGCAGCAGCAGCAGCAGCUGCAGCAGUCCCAGGCUCCGCAGACUCAGCCACAGCAGCAGCAGCCACCACAACAGCCACAGACACCCAGCAGCUCCACACCGAAAAACGAAGUGCACAAGAGCACGCAGGCGCUUCAUAACACCAACCUGACCCGAGAAGUCAGGCCCCUUUCGGCCUCGCAGCCCUCGCUGCCCCAUGAGGUGUCCACUCUGAUCUCCAGACCUCAUCCCACUGUGGGCGAGUCCCUGGCCUCCAUCCCCCAACCGGUGGCAGCCGUCCAUGGCACAAGCCUUCAGGCAGGGGGCAGGGGCACAGUCCCUCAGCGAGUCACCCUCUUCCGACAAAUGUCUUCGGGAGCCAUUCCCCCCAAUCGAGGAGUCCCUCCUGCACCCCCUCCACCAGCAACCGCUCUUCAGAGGGAGCCUUCCUCAGUCUUAAACACAGACCCAGAUGCAGAAAAGCCACGAUUUGCUUCAAAUUUAUGAUCCCUGCUAAUUGUCAAAGCAGAAAGAAAUACUCUAAUAAACUGAGAGUAUUCUCAGAUCUUAUUUUAUUCUAUCUCCUGAUAGAUCCCUAUAGCCUACUAUGAAGAGAUAUUUUAGACAGCUAUGGCCUACAUGCAAAAUGUAAAAACAUAUAUACAUAUACUAUUAAAUAUAUAUCUAAAUUCCCAAGAGAAGUUCAAAAGAACUGUUUAGCAUUCAGUGUUAUAUGUCUUCCUUUCUUUAAAUCAUUAAAAGAUUUAAAAUGUUGUUGUAAGAUUAUUUCUUUCUAAUGUACUUUUACUUAAUUCUUUGGGUAUAUGCAUUUCUCUAUUUUAUGAAGAGUUCUUGGAUUCAAUGGGAACAAAACUAUUGAUUUUAAAAACGCAACUCAAAUGAGCUCUGGAAUAGCACCAAUCAAAAUUUUUAUUCAUUAGUUGUGUCUCUGCAUCUAAAUUUUCAAUCAUUAAUUAUGGGGGAUUAAAUAAUAAAUCCCAUUUUAUAGAUCUAAAUUGUAAUUUGGUGCUUUCAAUUUUGAAUUAGAAAAAGAACACAUUAUAUGCUUGGCCAUUGUAGGAGACUAGCAUUGCCACUGUUAAAAGACUGCCUCUAAUCUCAAACAUGUUCAUUGGUCUUUCAGAAAGCUGAGGGAAUAUUUCUCUUCAUGUGUUAUUGGACUUUUACCAAGACUCAAUCAAUGUUAAGCUGUAAAUAUUUUUUUGAACCCAAAUAAAAAUAGCUAUUCUGUGUUGUAUGAAGGUAAAAGUCAUUGUUUAAGGAUUUAGUUUUAUUGCUUCACUUCAAAACUUAGAGUUUUAAAUUUUACAAAACCGAAUUGUGACAAUUAUUCAAUUGUAAUGCAAUGGCUUGAAACCUACAAUAUUAUUUUAACCUGCAACGUUUUAUGCAAAAUGUAUGCUCGAAUCUACAAAUUGCUUGUAUUACACCAAAAAUCAUUACUUUUCUUCCUUCUUGCCAUGAUCAAGCAUCUGAAAAUAGUCCCUGCAUGCUUUUGGGGGGGGAAAUAAUAUGUUCAAAUCAUUCAUUGUAAGGGAAGGCUUACAGUAUUUCUCAUUUCUAGAAAAAUAUAAAAAUUCAUUAAUUGCCUAUCUUAAAAUUCUUGUAAGGCUGACUUGGAUUUCUGACUUAAGUCUAGAAGUGAGGUUUUUCAUUUUCAUUUAAUAUUAUUGCUAUUAUUAUUAUUAUUAUUAUUAUUAUUAUUAUUUAAGUAAUUAUUUGUAAACCACAGCUUAAUUUGGAGUUGAGAGUGUGUUCUAUGUCUUCACUGUAGUUGGUAGUUCACUGUGGUGUUAAUUUAAAGAAAUAAAUACAAUAUAUCAUCAUGUCUGUUUGGGAAUACACAUUUUGCUCUAUGUAUAUUGUAACUAAGUGGUUAGUAAAUCUUAAGGCAUGUGGUGACUAACAUAGACCUUAGAUAGGAAGCUCAUUAUUUCAAAUGUGCUGAAAACAGUAUGUACCUGGUGACAGAAAGCUGGGGUAAAGUUGAAUGUCUGUAAGCAUUGUUUGUUUGUUCGUUCAUUUGUUUCCUUAAUUCUUUCCAUGAUCUGUGAGCAUCUGCUUCUCCUCAAAGAAGUCCCUUAGUAAUCAUUUGUGCCUAAUGCAUCACAAAAAAUGUGGUGGAUGACUGGAAUGCUAUGGAAAGAUUCCUAAUGUCCAACUUCUGCAAAUAACCCAAAUAACGAAAAUGACCUAAAGUGGAGAACUUCAGUAUCUCUGACGCUUACGGCACAUUGAAGAAGAACUUAAAAAGAUCACACAUUAUCUGGGACAGGGCCUCAAGACUGAGGACAGAAAGCAAAAGUGGAUCCAUGCUGCCUGUUAUGCCUUUUAUGGAUAUAAUACUUAUAAUACCAAAAUGAGAUAUUAUGUUUAAUUUCUAACAGAUCCAAACUCAUGUGGAAGUGAUCAACAAUGCUAGUCAAUAUAUUAUCAUUAAUAUGCUGGUGACAAAUGAUGGUAUGUCAGGAAUGGCCUGAGAAAUGAAUUGUUCAGCCUACCUAGAAUCUAUGGGAAAGCUGCAAGAUCAUUUAAGUAUCAGUACAAAACUCCUUUAUUUCAUUAAAAUAUGAGAAUUAAUUUCAAUUUAUUAAGAUCAUGCAUUGCUCCUUUAAAUUGUUAAAGGUUUUACAUUUGAUAGAAUUAAUGGGUUUGGUAGUGAAAUAUUUUUAUAUAUAUGAAUUUUUGGUUUUUUAUUUUGAGCACUAUUGGGAAUCAUAAGCAAAAUUGAAUUGCAUGGUCUUUCAGUGCAACCAUACAAUUUUUAUUCACUUUAUAAUAGAAUGGGAAAAAAACCCUAAGGUUUAUAUGCUAACCUAAACAAGGUACAGGGUAAAUUAUAUACAUAUAUAUGUAUGAAUGUAUAUAUACUUAGGUUAAGAAAAAAAUUGACUCACAUUUCUGUAAUAUAAAGGUUCAUUGCUAGUUGACAGUGACCUCUUUUUCUCUGUACAUAGUUAAGCCCACAAGUAUGGAGUUUUAAUCUGUACAGAAAGAAAUGUAUUAUUGAAAAGAUUGGCCUUUUUGCUGCUGGGAAGAUAGUAACAUAGCUGAUUCCUACAACAACUGUAUGAUCAGGGAUGAGUUAGAGUAUUUCUUUUGUCUUUGCUCAAAGCCAUACAUAUAUAAAUAUAUAUAAAGAUUAUUAAUAAAUUCAACAGAAAAUAAACUAAAAUCAUGAAUAUUUUAUUUUAUCAGUAUCCUCUAAUCAAAUGUUUUGUUUUAUUAAUGAGUACAAAUUUGCCUCUGUCUUCCUUUAUUUAUAUCAUAUGAUUGCCAAGAGGGCUUCUAGUUGAGAAUCAUCAUAAGAUUAAUUAUGGAUGUUCUAUAACUGUUGAAUGAAAGGAAUUUCAAUAGAACUUACAUUUCCCAACUAUCCUUUGAUUUUACUCUGCCACAUAGUAAAAUAUUAGUUUUUAAAAAUAUUUUUUUUUGUUCUGUACUGCCUUAGCAUGCGGUUGUUGUCUAAUCUGAAAUAUCUAUUUUUUGUUAUUGGAUAUGAGGAUGAGAGAUAAUUGUCAUGUAAUAUACAUAUUCACAACUAUUUUGUUACAUGUUUUAGGCUUGCAAAGGCUUUUGGAUAGUGGUAGAAUUUUUUCAUACAGUAGAUUUUUAAUCAGACCUAAAAGCCCAAGAAUAAGAUUUUCAUGAUGAAGAUAAAUAGCAAAGCAUACCUGAAGACAAUAAGAAUGAUAUAAUUGGCAACAGAUUCUAAUUAUUAAAUACAUAGCACUUCUCCAGGUCUCCAUGACCGUCUCUCCAUAAGCAAAUGAUUCCCUGAUGAAUGAUGUUCCACUUUAAAAAGAUGGUUAUUUUGCAUUUUUAUGGACUUAAAUGAGCAUUAAUAUUUUCAGAAUACUAUAAAGUAUACAAUCAAGUUAUUCUGAUAACUCCUACAGGACAUGGACCACUUAAAAAUGUGACGAAUCUAAAAAUUUAAAUGUAUUAUUUCAAGACCUGAAUCAUUUAUACUUCAAUGUAUAAAUGAUCUCAAUUAUCUUCAGUAUUAUUUUAAAUAUCUCCAGAACUUCUCUUUUCAACUUAGGUUUUUGUAUUUGAUAAUUAUUGGUUUGUACCUAUGGAGCUAACUUUGAUUAGUUAUUAUAUUAAGUGACAUCAAUUAGAUUUCUUUCCCUAUUACCUCCAUCAUUUUAGAACAUUUGCCAUAAAACCAAUGUUAUUUUGUUCAUAUGAACUACACUUAGCAAAGUUUUAUUACAUGCUAGGCUCACAUAAAAAACUAUUCAUGCUAUAACAUGAAUAGAAUAAUUGGAUGCUGAACUAAAUUUUGAGUUCUGAAAAGAAUGGUCAGAAAUUCCAGGAAGUAUGAUUGGUGGCAUGCACCAAAUUGUAGCUCAGUUCUAUAACUUUAUUCAAUAUAUUCUGUUUGCAAAAAGAGGCUGGAGAUUUUCCUGAAAGUGUUCACUGGUGUAUUCCAGAUUACCUGCUACUGUCCUGUGAAAAUACUAACUUUCAAAGCAAUUUUAUUUUUAUUUUUAAAAUUUAUUUAUUUAUUUAUUCUAAUCAAGUAUGCAUGACAGUAGAAAGCUCUUCAAUUCAUUGUACACACAUGGAGCAGAAUUUUUCAUUGCUCUGGUUUUGCAAGAAGGAGAGUCACACCAUUUGUGCAAUCAUAAAUGUACCUAGGGUAAUGAUGUCCAUCUCAUUCCACCUGUUUUCCUAUACCUUUACCCCCUCCCUCCUCCCAUUUGCUCAUCCAAAGUUCCUCCACUUGUCCCAUGCUCCCUCCCCCAUUGAAUUAGCGUCCACUUAACAGAGAAAACAUUUGGCCCCUGGUUUGUUGAGAUUGGCUUAUUUUGCUUAGCUUGAUAUUCUCCAACUCUAUCCAUUUACCUACAAAUGCCAUAAUUUUAUUCUCUUUU